GGAGAUUAGGAUUGACAUAUAUACACUAAUAUGUAUAAAAUAGAUAACUAAUAAGAACCUGCUGUAUAAAGAAAUAAAAUUUAAAAAAAUAAAGGUUAUACUCUAUAGUUAUUAUAAAAAAAAAAAAAAGAGAGGAACUUUGGAGGUUGAGGGAUCCCAUCUAUACCCUCUCCGAUGAGUCCUCCGGCAGCUUCCAGUUGAAUAUGUCCAGUGAUGGAAAGCUCACUCUCUAAAGAAGUUAUCCAUUCCAUUGAGUUGCUCAAAGGUUCCUUCCUGUACUGAGCUUAUAUCUGCCUCCUGUGAUUUCCAGCCAUGGGUCUUGCCCUGUCGUCUGUAGCAACCCACAGUAUGUACCCUCUGCAUCCACCCUGCCAAGUCCUUCUGAAGCAUGGAGUCCACGUGUGAACCCCAGGUUAUUGGCCAGACAUUUAGUACCUUCCACCUGGAUUGUUUGUUUGUCCAGUCACUUCUUUUCCCUAAACCCCUGCCCACCACUGCCCACAGCAGCUUCCUAAAGCCGGUCUUACCUACUGCUCAAUUGUUUGACACAGCAGGCUCAGGCUUCCCUGCCUGACCUAGUCAGAGUCCUUGGAAAUAGGAGCCAAUCUGUUUCCUUACCUUAUUUAUAGGACUUUGUGUUUUUCCCAGCAUAAUGUGGGAUUUUAAAGACAAGGAAUACCUCUGUUGAGGUUGUCGAGAUGGAAUUUUGUGCUUGCACUUUUAUUUGGUGGCAGGAUUAAGUGUAAAAAGUGGCCUCUGAUUCAGUAGUUUCUGAGGUGAGUGAAAGAGGAGGAAAAUGAGGUUAGAUGAUUUAUUAUUUCAAACUAUUUAUUAUAAAUUCAGCCUCUUUGAAGACCCAGCAAUACUGUAUUAUGUAUCUGGGCCUGUCCUCAUCAGCUAACCGAUGGGAGAAAAACGUACUCAGCUGAUGGCCCUCAUUCAGGCCAGUUCCAUACAUGAGGAAACUCUUCCCAGACAGCAUGCCAAAGCAUUUUCCAAGAAUUUGCAUUCCAUCAAAUAUGACUGGAGCCAAGUAAGAAAGCAUGUUCUUCAAGAAUUUGGUCACCUAGGUCAUGAACAUAUUUUCAGAUACAAAGUGUGAUUCAUUUUGUUCUUACCCGUUACCCAUGUCACUUUUUUUCAGUCAAUAAUUUUGGGAAUGAUUUCAGACAUUUUAAUGAACAAGUGUUUUAUUAAUUACUUAUAAUAGUUGAUUUCACAUCUAUCUGUCUCCAUCAGACUGUGAGCUCCAUGAGGACAGGGCCUGUGCCUGUCUGGCUCACCAGUGUAUUUCUAGUGCUGGCAGAUAAUAGGUGCUCAAUAAAAUCUGUUGACUCACUGGCUUUAUUAAAGCUGGUCCUGUUUUUAAAAUUGAUUGAUUGAUUUCAAAUGUAAAUUGUCUUUUUGGCCUAAUUUCAAGAUUUCCCAUAUGCGAUUUUAGCUAAAAGUGUAUUUUGUAGACUUUGUGGAGUGGUUUCAUAUUCAGAUUUCUUGGGCAUCUAUGAUUCUCUGUCCCUUCCUUGGUUCCCACCUCCUGAACUUCAGCCCUAUGUGCUUCUAGAAGAAUAUGAAAAUCAAGGGCAAUGUCAUGUCCCUUGAACUUAAUUCUAACACCAAAUUCCAGAAAGUCACAGAAAGUCAAACUGUGUUUUUUAUAUGUCCUGAGUAUAGGCAACAUCAUGUGUUCCCUUCAUGGUUCUUGUAGCUGGGGGAGAGGUUCUCUUCUACACGCUUUAGAGUGACUCCUUUGAGCAGGGAGGUGGUGCUGAAUUCUUCCCACUGAGAUGCAUCCUCAUCCUCUCCUCAGCCUUAUGGGACAGAAAAGGGAGGCAGUGAUUCCGUCCUCUUACUGAAAGAUGUCCAUUCGUUUGCUUUUCAUUCAAAAUGUGCUGAACAGGUUCUAGGGCUACAGAAAUGAAAGAAGCAGAAUGUGUAUUCAAAGAUCUCACCAUAGAGACAACACCAAGAGGGGAAAGACAGACCAAUAAAUCAUCAGAUCCCCAAAUUAAAAUCACGGCAAGCAUCAUCCCAUGUGAGCAAGUUAUUGAACAUCUCUAAACCUCAUUUGAAAAGUGAGAAAAACCACAGUACUUUCCUCAUAAAAUUGUUUGAGAAUUAAAUGGGACAAUUUGUGUUUAGCACAGUGCCGCAAAAUAAUUAUGCCUGAGUAAGCCACGUCUGCCACCUGGUGGCAACAUUAGGUAAGUGCAGAUUUUGUUCCUUCAAGAAGCUGAAAAAUUGUUCAGAUUGGGUCAGCAAAUCCAACAGAAGGCAGGCAAACAUUACGGCACUUCUGACUCCCUGCCUGCCUUUCUUAAUGGACCAGCUCUGAGAAAAAUGUCUAUGCUGAUGGCAGAGUCCUUUAAAAAGUUGGUUCUUAAAAAGAGUUGGUUCAUGAAUUAUUUCUUGGUCAGAUGAACUUUGAACCUAUAUUGCAUCAACCAUUUUUUUGAGGUUCCCUAUUUUUCUUAGGAUUUUAAAGGAUGCUGCUUUGAAUUGGCAGUUCUAUCCCUGUCUCUCUCUCUCCCUCCCUCCCUCCCCCUCUUUUUAAUAUAUGGUACCUUCUGUCAGCAACAGAUACAGGUCUUGUGGUCCCGAAGUUCGUACAGUUUUAAAGUCCUCUUGAAGGAAAAGGAUACAAAUAAAAAUUGGGCACAGAAGCUAACCUUUACUUGCAUGAGAAAAGACGGGACUUUGGAAGACGUCUGUUUCAGAACCUGGCUUCUUCACAUGGUAGUUUCAAGUCCAUAUGCCGAGAGGGUGAGAGCAGAUGCUGUAAGGAUUCUUGAGGUCUAGUUUCAAAAGCCACACGAUUCCACCUCCAACAUAUUCCAUCAAGGUAAGUCACACAGCCAUCCCCAUUCAAGCCGUGGGGAAAUAGACCCCGCCUUUUGAUGGGCAAAGUGGCAAAGUCAUAUUGCAAAAUGGUGGGGGGAAAAGGGAUGGGAAGGGAUGUGGCCAUCUUUGCUAACAAAACAACCACACCAAGGCAAGAGUGAGGAUAGAGAAUAAAAAUACUUUCAGACAUAAAAUUUCUCAAAAACGUAUGUUUUCUCAGGAAGCUACUGGGCUAUGUAUUGACAAAAAUUGAGAGAGUAAACCAAAAAACAAUAUGACAUGUGACCUGGGAACCAGGGGUUCCCACACAAGAGAGAUGACAAGGAAAUUUCAAGUAGGAUAGGGCUGAGAGAGCCACAUUCCAAAUCAGAGCAGGAGGUUGGAGGACUGCCAGAGGAAUGCUUCUGGGAGGGAUGUCUGAGGGGGAAAAUAUAGCAUUGAGAAAUUAUUUGACAUUAUUAAAAGAGGAGUUUUCAGAGCUGUUGCAGGAUAUGAAAUCUAACCAGCUGCUCAAGAAAAAAAUAAGCAACUGAAAAAAAAAUUGAGGCAAAUAUUAACUUCAGAAAAAACCAAAAAGUUGUACUAGAAAGGCCAUGUAAUCAUGUGCACUACUUGACAUAAAAGUGAACAAUAGUAACAUAAUCAUGGGGAAGUGGUCUGUAAUUUUAGCAGGUAAGAAAGUCAGUGUAUUCUCUAAAAUUCCUUGAUCAAAGUAGAGCAGUGUCCUUAUUAUUUAGAAGUGAGUGCCUCUGGGAAGUGGGGUGGGAUGUGGGUGGCGACUGUGAAACAGGGGCUGAUAGUUUUUGUUAUAACUUUUUGUUACUCUUAACCUUUUAAACUAAGAGAAAGCAUUACAUUACUAAAACAGAAUGAUUUCAAAAAAUACAUUGAGAAAAAAAUUGGCUGUUAAUCAGAGGAAAAAUUUAUUGCUAGGAGCAGUUUCAAGGGAGUUGUCAGGGCAGAAAUCCUCAAAAGAAUUGAGGAUGACCUAUAUGAUUAAAUUUUUAAAAGGUUUCGUUUUAGGUGCCAGUCGCUAUUUGAAGUUUUAAAACUAAAAUUGAGUAAGACAAAUUCCAAUCCUAAAAGUCUUAUGGUUUGGUAGAGUAGGCAUAUGGGUAAGCAAGUAUUUUCAGUGCAACAUGAAAAGAACUACCAUAGAGACAUGUAGAAAGUAAUCUGAGACCACAGAGGAAAGAGAGACCGUUCUUGUCUGCGGUGAAGCUGGAGAUGGCUCUCUAGAAGAGCUGAUCUUAGAAAUGUGCAUUGGAGGAUAAAUGGAUUCAGCUGGCCAACUAGAUAGGUAUCAAUAAAAGCAUUUCAGGUUGAGAAGCUCACCAUGAAAAAUCUCAGCAUGUCUAGGAAGGGGUAACAAGUUCAACGUGGCCAGGAUGUGAAGUGGGGACUGACCAGAGGUGAGCCUGGAGCCUAAGAGUGGGGCAGAUCUUAGAUGGUCUUGUGGGUGAUGCGAAGGGGUUUGGCAUGUAAGGAUUUUACCCUAAGAUAUGACACAUCUAAUGCACAUUUAAGAAUGAUCACUGGUUCUGGGGAAACCAGUAGAAGAUCAAAUGCAGGUUGCAAGACUGGGGAAGAGAGGCUCAUUAGAAGCCUAGCGUAGGAAGUGAGGGCUAGACAGGGGGAGAGUUGAGAAAUAUUUCAAAAGCUGAUUCAGUGACAGGUCAUAGUGACCAACAGCAAGAUCCAGGACGCAAGCUGACUCUGAUGUUCACUCAUUCAUCAGACAUUUAUUGUGUCCUUUUCUGUGCUAGGCACUCUGCCAGGCACUGGGCGGGGGGUGGUGGUGGUUUAGGGUUGAAUACCACAUGGUCCCUGCCCUAGAGGAGCUUUCAGUUUAGUGGGAGCAGAGAGAUGUAUUAACAGUAACGGUAGCUGUGAUGCUCUAUUCUUAAGAGGAGAACAGAGCCCAGAGGGACUGAGAAGCUGCCAAAGAGGGAGAAGGUAACCCAGAGUGGGUAGAACUAAUGAAGCUGAGAGGAAGAGAGUUUGGGAAAGGAGUGGUCCAGAGUGACAGAUGCUGCCGAGAAGGUGGGUAGCAGAGCUGAGGUGUUCCCCAGACAAGGCAAUUAGGAUGGCAUUGAUGAUCUCAGAACAGCAGGGAGGGCUGCCCGCCAGGUGGUGAGAUGGUCAUCCUCACCAGCAAAGAGGUGGUGAGGAUGCUGAGAAAUGAAUAUAGCUCUUUCGUUCAGAAGCUGGUCAGGAAGUGAAGAAGAGAUAAGCUACUGAGAGGCAAGCUUCAUAAAGAUGUAGCUUUUAAGAUGGAAAACACUUGAGUAUUUAUUCUCAUCAGGACCAGCUACAUGACUUGUGGAUCCCACUGCACAAUGAAAAUUCGGGUCCUCUUGUUAAAUCAUUAAGAAUUUUUUUUUUUUUGCGGUACGCGGGCCUCUCACUGUUGUGGCCUCUCCCGCUGCGGAGCACAGGCUCCAGAUGCACAGGCUCAGCGGCCAUGGCUCACGGGCCCAGCCGCUCCGCGGCAUGUGGGAUCCUCCCGGACCAGGGCACGAACCUGUGUCCCCUGCAUCGGCAGGUGGACUCUCAACCACUGCGCCACCAGGGAAGCCCUAAAUCAUUAAGAAUUUUAAAACAGCAACAGCAGAGUGUGAAACCAGUGUGGGGCUCUUCUAAGUGCGGGGAUCUAUGUGACUGCCCAAGUUUCAUGCCAGGAAGCCAGUCCUGAUUCUCAGGGGAAGGAGCCCAGGAAGGAAGGAAGAAGGAGGCUAGAUCAGUGACAGAGCAACUGGGAAGAGAGGGACUCAGUGUCCAGAUGGAGGUAGAGCCUUGAGCAAGAGGAAAAUCAGGGCUUUGGUCAUCUUCUGAGAUGGAGGAGGUGUAGGCUGGAGAUGGAAGAUGGAGAGGAGGGAGUGCUGGAAGGGGAGGACUUCACACUGGAGACAUGAUUUUCUUUACUGAAUAAUCUGUAGGUAGAGGAAAGUGGCAGAAGUGUGUGGCAGCCUGAGAGGAGUGGGAGGCCACACUGAGCAGUGCUGAGGAACCUGGGGUGUAUAGGUCAUUGAGAGUGACUAUUGCCAGCAGGCACUUGGCGGAUGGGGAGGGAGCAACCUAGGGACUGACAGGUGAGGCCGGGAAAGUGGUACAGUAAGGAGGCCUCUGAGCUGAUGGGGUGGCAUUCAUGUUGGGACAGAGAUGAGAAAUAGGGCGGCCAGAAAGACUGGAGGGCUCCCUCACUGAGGAGGGGCGAAUGUGGUGGUGAAAAUGGGAGGGUAGGAAGUGGGGGUCAAAGGAAUGGGAUUUUCAGGUUUAGUGUUCUGGCCAAGAGCUGAUGGUGAAGUUGGUGUACUGGCCCGUCUAAAGGACUCAUGCAGAGAGUUGAUUAGCAAAUGCAAGGAGAACUAGAAGUUCUGCUGGAAUGAGCAGGUGUCAUGGAUCAUUGUUAUUUUAAGAACAGGCGUAAGCCUCACGAGUGACUGGGAGGUUCCAUAGAGAGAGAAGGUUAAAGGUGCGGGUGAAGAGGCUAAGUAUGGGAUGAGUGUUUCUUGCCUUGAAGCCAGAAGAAAAGGAGAGAGACAUGUUCUUGAGCCGCCUUGUGAAGACGCGGAUGUGAGAGCGAUUGGGUAUAUUCCAUAAGACCUACUUAAGAUACAGGGAGAACCGCGACCUUGGCCACAGCCUGGUAAUGGAGAAAACCGGGAGUUCUUAUUGGAAACGAAGGGGGUCACCCUUGAGCAGCCAGGAGUCUCGAGGCUCAGGCAGGCCAAGGCGGGCAGGCUGCAAACCUUCCCGGCAAGUCCCUCGGUUGCCAGCGGGUCCCUAGCUCUCUGCCGGCUCCGUGCAAUUCGGUGACCUCGCCGGAAGCGCCCCCCGCGGCCCCACUAGCUCCGUUUAGGGCUUUCGAAGACCUAACUGGCUAAGAGGCCGCAGUCAUGCCGAGGGUCAACCAGGGCGUCAGGCCUGGCGCUGGGGUGUCGAAGCGGAGCCUCGCAGCUCCCCAGGCCUCCCGCCUGGCGCCCCCGGGCUUGUCUCUUAAGAACAGCUACCAGGGUUCGCCGGUUCACCCUCCUCCUUUGUAGUUUCCUUCUCCCCAAGGGAAACCUCCCCCGGAACCCUCGCCAGGGCUCCAGGUGCCUGCCACCACCCCGCUUGCUUGCCGGGGGCCGGCUUCCUCGGCUCCUGGAGCCCAGCUGGGGUUUUCCGAGUCCAGGCAGCGGGAGCCCGGCCGCCGCCGCCUUCAUCUGGAAAGAGUUAAGCCCUCUCCCAGAUGUAUAAGCAGCCAGGGGACGGCUAUGCCCCCGCCCCGCCCCCAUACCCCGGUUCCCCGAGCCCCGAGGGGUGCAGCUCGGCCGGGGCUCCCUCGGUCUCGGGGCGCACGUGCAGCCGGUGGCCCAGGCGGUGUCCGCGCUGCUGGGGUCUGCCCGCCGGGGGUCGGGGGUUCUCCGCCCCGCCGCCGCCGCCAGCGGACUUGGCGCAGGGCAGCGGAUACUGCACGAGCCAUCCUCCCUUUCCUGUUCCACGCGGCGGGUCGCGUGGGUCUCGGCGGCAGCCGGGCGGGCACAAGGGGGACGCCGGAGGGGAGGAGCCGGAGAGCGAGAGGAAGGAGGGGGCCCGCCGGCCCCGCCCCCGCCCCGCCCCCGCCCCGCCCCCUGCGGCCGGAGCCUGUGAGCCCGCGAGCCAGCGAGCUGCGGCCGCGGCCUCCACAGCUCGCGGUGACCCCGGCGUCCCGGUCCGCGGCCCCGCAGAUCCCGGGGCCCGCGCCCCCGCGGGGCAGGGAUGCAUCAUGGCCACGCUGGCUUGCCGGGUGCAGUUCUUGGACGAUACGGACCCUUUCAACAGCACCAACUUCCCCGAGCCCAGCCGGCCGCCGCUGUUCACGUUCCGCGAGGACCUCGCGCUCGGUACCCAGCUGGCCGGGGUCCACCGGCUGCUGCGGGCGCCACACAAGCUAGAUGACUGCACGCUGCAGCUCUCCCACAACGGCACCUACCUGGACUUGGAGGCCACCCUGGCCGAGCAACGGGACGAGUUAGAAGGCUUCCAGGAUGACACUGGGCGGGGCAAGAAGCACAGCAUCAUCCUAAGGACACAGCUGUCCGUGAGGGUCCACGCCUGCAUCGAAAAACUGUACAACUCCGGUGGACGAGAUUUAAGAAGGGCCCUUUUCUCCCUGAAGCAGAUAUUUCAGGAUGACAAGGAUUUGGUGCAUGAAUUUGUAGUGGCUGAAGGUCUGACGUGUUUGAUCAAGGUGGGAGCUGAGGCAGAUCAGAACUAUCAGAACUACAUUCUGAGGGCUUUGGGCCAGAUUAUGUUGUAUGUGGAUGGGAUGAAUGGAGUAAUAAACCACAAUGAAACCAUUCAGUGGCUGUACACGCUCAUUGGGUCAAAGUUCCGCCUGGUGGUGAAGACGGCCCUGAAGCUGCUGCUGGUGUUUGUGGAGUACUCGGAGUCCAAUGCACCUCUUCUGAUUCAGGCCGUCUCUGCUGUCGACACAAAAAGGGGAGUCAAACCUUGGUCAAAUAUCAUGGAAAUCCUGGAGGAAAAGGAUGGGGUCGACACGGAGUUGCUGGUUUAUGCAAUGACUUUAGUGAACAAGACCUUGUCAGGAUUGCCAGACCAAGACACCUUCUACGAUGUGGUGGACUGCCUGGAGGAGCUGGGCAUUGCAGCUGUGUCCCAGCGGCACUUGACCAAGAAAGGGACUGACCUGGACUUAGUGGAGCAGUUGAACAUCUAUGAGGUGGCACUCAGGCUCGAGGAUGGCGACGAGACGGCUGAACCACCCCCCAGCGGGUGCCGGGACCGGAGGAGGGCCAGUGUGUGUUCCGGCACGGGCAGCGAGCACCAGGGCCUGGACCGCAGGCGGAGCCGCAGGCACUCGGUGCAGAACAUCAAGAGUCCUCUGUCGCCUCCGUCCAGCCCCUGCUCCCCAUCGGCUCCCGACCUCAAGGCCAGUCAAGUGCGAGAUCUCCGUGAAAAUUCCUCUGAUUCUCUCCAUCCGAGCACGUAUUCUGCCUCCGAGCCUUACAACUUCCGGUCUUUCUCUUCCAAUAGAUAUAGCAACUUUGGCAACAACUCUCAUCACUCCUCGAGGCCUUCGUCUGGAUCCAAUGUGCCCAUCACCGUCACGUCACCUCUUUCACCUCAACAGGAGCCCGGGCUGGAAAGGUCAUCACUGAGUGGUCUUCUCACGUCAUCCUUUAGGCAGCACCAAGAGUCCCUGGCGGCAGAGAGAGAGAGGCGGCGACAGGAGAGAGAAGAAAGGUUGCAGAGAAUAGAACGGGAGGAAAGAAACAAAUUCAGCCGAGAAUAUUUAGACAAAAGAGAAGAGCAAAGACAAGCAAGAGAAGAAAGAUACAAAUACUUGGAGCAGUUGGCAGCUGAGGCGCAUGAGAAGGAACUGAGAAGCCGAAGUGUGAGCCGGGGCAGAGCUGACCUCUCCUUGGACCUGACCUCACCGGCAGCCCCUGCCUCACCCACCCGCCUGAGCCGUUGCCCUUCAUCUCUAGACUCGCAAGAGGCUCUCACGGUGUCAUCUUCCUCCCCAGGAACAGCUCAGCAUCCCCAAGCGAGCACCGGGGAUCCUGAGCCCGAACCAGAGGCAGAAGCAGAGGCAGAGGCAGAGGCGGGACGGGUGGCCGAUGAGGCCAGCCGGGAACUAGCCCCUGCCCACGUGGGAGCAGAGAGCGAGGUGGAGCGGGCCCUGGAGCCAGAGGCUGAAGAGCGAGCCUCCCUGAGCGAGAAGGAGCAACAGAAUGAGGCAGUGAACGAGCGGGACAACUGCUCGGCCUCCAGCGUCUCGUCCUCCAGCAGCACGUUGGAGAGGGAGGACAAGGAGGACAAGCUCUCUCGGGACAGGGGGACCGGUUUGUGGUCUGCGGGUGUUCAGGAUGCCGGUGUAAAUGAGCAGUGUGGCGACAUCCUUACCAGCAAACGGUUCAUGCUGGACAUGCUGUAUGCCCAUAACAGAAAGCCCACGGAUGAUGAGAAGGGGGAGGGCGAGACCACGAGGACUGCGCAGGGGGCGGAGGCCGUAGCCAGCCUGGCCAGCCGGAUAUCCACCUUGCAGGCCAACUCUCUGGCCCAGGAUGAGAGCGUCAGGAGGGUGGACGUUGGCUGUCUGGACAAUCGGGGCAGCGUGAAAGCCUUUGCUGAGAAAUUCAACAGCGGGGACCUAGGGAGAGGGUCCGUCUCCCCUGAUGCCGAGCCCAAUGACAAGGUCACGGAGAAGGUGUCGGCACAGCCCAAGACGGAAUCUGACUACAUCUGGGACCAGCUCAUGGCCAAUCCGCGGGAGCUCAGAAUCCAAGACAUGGAUUUCACUGACCUGGGGGAGGAGGAUGACAUUGACGUCCUGGACGUGGACCUGGGUCACAGGGAGGCCCCGGGGCUGCCUCCCCCACCCCCGCCCACCUUUCUCGGUUUGCCGCCCCCUCCCCCUCCACCCCUGCUGGACGGCGUGCCUCCCCCUCCAGUCCCCGGUAAUUUAUUGGCUCCUCCUCCAGUAUUCAGUGCUCCUCCUCAGGGCUUAGGGUGGCCCCAGGUACCCAGGGGUCAACCAGCAUUCACCAAGAAAAAGAAGACCAUCCGUCUGUUCUGGAAUGAAGUGCGGCCUUUUGAGUGGCCGUGUAAGAAGAACGGCCGCUGCAGAGAAUUCCUGUGGUCGAAACUGGAACCUAUUAAGGUGGACACUUCCAAGCUGGAGCACCUGUUUGAGUCUAAAUCGAAGGAACUGGCUGUCUCCAAGAAAACUGCUGCAGAUGGAAAAAAGCAGGAGAUCAUCGUCCUGGAUUCCAAGAGGAGCAAUGCUAUUAAUAUCGGUCUGACGGUACUGCCCCCUCCAAGAACGAUUAAGAUAGCCAUUUUGAAUUUUGAUGAAUAUGCCUUAAACAAAGAAGGGAUUGAGAAAAUUCUAACCAUGAUUCCCACUGAAGAAGAGAAGCAGAAAAUCCAGGAAGCGCAGCUGGCCAACCCUGAGGUGCCCCUGGGCAGUGCAGAGCAGUUCCUCCUUACACUGUGCUCCAUCAGCGAGCUCUCAGCUCGGCUCCACCUCUGGGCGUUCAAAAUGGAUUAUGAAACUACAGAAAAGGAAGUGGCAGAACCACUUUUGGACCUGAAGGAAGGAAUAGACCAGUUGGAGAACAAUAAAACCUUGGGCUUUAUCCUGUCUACUCUCUUAGCCAUUGGGAACUUUCUAAAUGGAACUAAUGCCAAAGCGUUUGAGUUAAGCUACCUCGAGAAGGUUCCAGAAGUCAAAGACACCGUGCACAAGCAGUCACUUCUCCACCACGUGUGCACCAUGGUGGUGGAAAACUUCCCGGACAGCUCUGAUCUGUACUCAGAGAUUGGGGCCGUCACCAGGUCAGCCAAGGUUGACUUUGAUCAACUUCAGGAUAAUUUAUGUCAGAUGGAGAGACGAUGCAAAGCUUCAUGGGAUCACCUCAAGGCAAUUGCAAAACAUGAAAUGAAACCAGUUUUAAAACAACGAAUGUCAGAGUUCCUAAAAGACUGUGCAGAGAGAAUUAUAAUUUUAAAGAUUGUCCAUAGAAGAAUAAUUAACAGGUUCCACUCCUUUCUGCUCUUUAUGGGUCACCCACCUUAUGCGAUUCGGGAAGUGAACAUAAACAAGUUCUGUAGGAUCAUCAGUGAGUUUGCACUGGAGUAUCGCACCACCAGGGAAAGAGUUUUGCAGCAGAAACAGAAACGGGCCAACCACAGAGAAAGAAAUAAGACCCGAGGGAAGAUGAUCACUGAUACUGAUGAAGAGGAUGAAGUUGAGUCUGGCAAGUUCUCCAGCGGUUCCCCGGCGCCCCCGAGCCAGCCCCAAGGCCUGAGCUAUGCCGAGGAUGCGGCUGAGCAUGAGAACAUGAAGGCUGUGCUGAAAACCUCGUCCCCUGCCUUGGAGGAUGCCACCCCCGUGCUGGGCGUCCGCACACGCAGCCGAGCAAGCCGAGGAUCCACUAGUUCGUGGACCAUGGGAAUGGAUGACUCGCCUAAUGUCACGGAUGAUGCAGCUGAUGAGAUCAUGGACCGCAUCGUCAAGUCAGCCACCCAAGUGCCCAGUCAGCGAGUGGUGCCGCGGGAGAGGAAGCGCUCCCGGGCCAACCGGAAGUCUCUGCGGAGGACCCUGAAGAGCGGCCUGACUCCGGAAGAAGCCAGAGCCCUGGGCCUGGUGGGCACCUCAGAGCUGCAGCUGUGACCCCCUGGUGCCCUAAGGUGUGUGCCCGUGCAGAGUGCAAGCUCCUGCUGGAAGGAACCCCUCCGGUGGGAGGUGAGGAGACUCUGACACCCAAAGGUUCUGAAAGGGGUGCCCAUGCCUAGGUGUCACCGAGUGACUUGCGUAGCCCGCUGUGCACUGACAUGGAUCUUGGAGUCCCCUUCACAGACUUUCUUCAUCAUGUCAGCUGUGUUUCUCUUGUUUCCUUGACACCUGGCUUAGUAGUUCCAAAGCGUGACACCUUUUCUGUGCAAGGAACAGCCCUUUUAAGGAGCAAAUCACUUCUGUCACAGUUACUAUGGUCAUGAGGCAGUUUGAUUAGGUUCACAGACUGGGUCUCUCCCUAACACCAGAAUAUCCAGAUGUAAACUCCGAAAUUGUACACAAAAGAAAACACAGGUUGUCUACCAGUUGUGGAUUUUAGAUGUACUAAAUGUUUAUACAAAUUCAGAAAUGUACACCAUGUUUCAAAUACUAAAUAAAUAGAGUUUAAUGCCAUAACUGGAAAUUUUCAUUCUCCUGGUGCAGGACUUUAAACGCCUCCAUAGGCUAGCCCCCUUCUGAAUCAGCAAAACCUUUUCUCGGGUUCAUCAGAAGGACCGUGGCUCGGAAUGGCCUCCAGGCCCUUUGGGUUUCCUUUUUUUUUGUUGUUAAUUGAGUGAGAAGCACUGACAUGUGCUCUUUGUAACUCCAGAUUAAUUAGGCAUCAAUCUUUGUGGCAGUACAAGUUAGCAAUAACCUCACGUGUAUUGCCUUACCCGUGUGCUUUGUUUUUGCUCCUUCGUGAUGUAGAAACAAAAAUUAGAGUAGCAUUUUAAAAAUCUGAACUGUUCUGUAACUCAUCCACUUGCUUGUUAUGUAAAAAUUCAUUUUCUCAAAAAAAUUUACUAAGUCACCAAAACAAAAUGAAAAUUUAAAGCUUUGCCUACAGAGAACUUCAGAAGUGUUGUCCUGGGCACUCAGGUGCAGGUCAUCAGCAGCUCAGGUGUCCAGAGGGCAAGGCGCUGUGAGGAGCUCUCAGCAACCGCAGAGCCACGCUGAGAGGCCUGAUGCCCAGGUGGUGGCCAAGCCCUCCACAGAGACCCUCAGCCCAGGGUCACAUGGCUCCCUGUGAAGAAACUCUGCCUCUGAAAAUAGGGAAGGGUCAACAAUUGCAGCAGGUAUUCAAUGGGGGCAGUGCCAAAAGAUCAUCAGGUCACCAAUUCUAUCUGUGCCUUUUAAAAAAUUAAUUAAUUAAUUAAUUUUUUGGCCGCGUUGGGUCUUCGUUGCUGUCCGCGGGCUUUCUCUAGUUGCAGCGAGUGGGGGCUGCUAUUCGUUGCGGUGCGCGGGCUUCUCAUUGUGGUGGCUUCUCUUGUUGUGGAGCACGGGCUCUAGGCAUGCGAACUUAAGUAGUUGUGGCACUCAGGCUCAGUAGUUGUGGCUCGUGGGCUCUAGAGCGCAGGCUCAGUAGUUGUGGCACACGGGCUUAGUUGCUCCGUGGCAUGUGGGAUCUUCCCGGACCAGGGCUCGAACCUGUGUGCCUUGCAUUGGCAGGCAGAUUCUUAACCACCAUGCCACCAGGGAAGUCCCCUGUGCCUCACUUUCAAAACCUCUGUGACUGUGCAUUCCUGAAUCUGGGCAAAUGUGAUUUAGAGACAGGAUGCAGUCCUGUAGUCUAAAGAGCUGAAGAUAAUAUAUUCACCCCACAGGCUUCUGUGACUGUUCCCCCCCCACCCCAUCUUCUGCAUCUCCACUAUCAGGGAGACAGGGAGCUCUUUCAAGCGGGCAUUUGUCAAAUAAUACAUGAUGCAUGUGAGCCCCCCAGUCUGGAACCUACAAGAGUUAGGUCUGUAUAUUCCAGACAGUUGAGUUUAUUUAAUCACUUUAUUGAAAAGGGUGCAUAGAGUAUCAAUGUUUAUUUCCUUAUGGUUCUAAAUAACGUAUAAUAUUCUGCAUGUGGUUUAGUGGUUUAUGAGAGCCUCGGCACUGAAUAUGAACAUGGAAUAUCUGUAUCACUGGGGAUUGUGAUGGGCAAACAGAAGGAAGACGCAUUUUUUUUUUUUCACCAUUUAGUGAACAAAUACUUUGAUGCCCUUCCGGGGGCCCCUGGUGUUCUGCUGAGAGUUACUGCUUUAGAAUAAAAGGUCACAUUUGGAUGGAAGUGACUGAAUAAAUCUAAUGUUAAUUUUAUUUUAGGGAUUAAAAAAUUCUUAGAGGGAGUAAGCUAGGUCAACUAAUUUCUUGGUUACAGCUAGGUAAAGCGUGUCUCUUUUUAUUGGGAAUUGGUUUAGUAGUUUUUAGUGAAUCUGAAGGAUUUUUUUCUAUUGCUCACUUCCUCUCUCCUUGUCGCCACUCAUUCUGGCUGCCUCUAUUAGUGUUUUUAAUUCAAGAGGUUAAAUUUCUCUAAAAGACUUUUGAGAAGCAUUAAAGUGAAUGAUACUUCACACUUGUGAGACGCUGUUGCUAAUUGUGCUGGUCAGCACCAUAUAUAUUCUUGUGUCUAUUUCUUAAUCUGGGUUGAAAUUACAAAACUGCUGGUAAAGAAAGGCAAAUACUUUAAAGAUGCCUGGGUUUUGGUUUCUUUGGAGUCUUAAGGUUUUUACUUUCUAUUUAAAAAAUAACACUGAGGGAUUUGGGGGUGAAGGGGAGGGUGCACAAAGAUAUACCAUGCUUAUGGAUUGGAAGAAUACUGUUAAAACAACUAUACUACUCACAACAAUCUACAGAUUCAUUGCAAUCCCUAUCAAAAUAACAAUGGCAUUUUUCACAGCAGUAAAAAAAAUAAUUCUAAAAUUUGUAUGGAAACACAAAAGACACUGAAUAGCUAAAACAAUCAUGAGAAAGAAGAACAAAGUUGGAAGUAUCACAUGCCCUGAUUUCAAACUAUACUGCAAAGCUACAGUCAUCAAAACAGUAUGGUACUGGCACAAAAACAGACACAUAGAUCAAUGGAACAGAAAAGAGAGCCCAGAAAUGCCACACUUAUAUUGUCAUAAUUAAUCUACAACAAAGGAGGCAUGAAUAUACAAUGGGGAAAAUAUAGCAUUUUAAAUUAAUAGUGUUGGGAAAAUUGGACAGCUACAUGCAAAAUAAUCAACCUGGACUACUCUCACACCAUGCACAAAAAUAAAUUCAAAAUGGAUUAAAGAUUUAAAUGUAAGACCUGAAACCAUAAAACUUCUAGAAGAAAACAGGCAGUAUGGUCUUUGACUUUUUUUUUUUUUUUUUGUGCUCAGGCAAGGGAAACAGAAUAAACAAAUGGGACUACAUCAAACUAAAAAGCUUUUGCACAGGGAGAGAAACUAUGAACAAAAUGAAAAGACCACCUACUGAGUGUGGGAAGACAUUUGCAAACAAUAUACCUGAUAAGGGAUUAAUAUCCAAAAUAUCCAAAGAGCUCCUGCAGCUCAACAAUAAAAAAAAAAAAAAAAAAAAAAAACCUGAUUAAAAAAUGGGCAGAGGGGACCUCCAUGGUUGUCCAGUGGCUAGGACUCCAUGCUUCCAAUGCAGGGGGUGCAGGUUCGAUCCCUGGUUGGGGAGCUAAGAUCCCACAAGCUGCAUGGCAUGGCCAAAAAUAAAUAACAGUUUAAAAACAUGGGCAGAGGACCUGAAUAGACAUUUUUCCAAAGAAGACAUACAAAUGGUCAAUAGGCACCUGAAAAGAUGCUCAACAUCACUAAUCAUCAGACAAGUGCAAAUCAAAACUACAAUGAGAUAUCAUCUCAUACCUGUCAGGAUAACUAUUAAAAAAAAGACAACAGGGGCUUCCCUGGUGGCGCAGUGGUUGAGAGUCCUCCUGCCGAUGCAGGGGACACGGGUUAGUGACCCGGUCUGGGAAGAUCCCACAUGCCGCAGAGAGGCUGGGCCUGCGAGCCAUGGCCGCUGAGCCUGCGCGUCCGGAGCCUGUGCUCCGCAACGGGAGAGGCCACAACAGUGAGAGGCCCGCAUACCGCAAAAAAAAAAAAAAAAAAAAAAAAAAAAGA
Messenger RNA from Orcinus orca (killer whale), 15984 nucleotides. It is a transcript of the gene FHOD3, whose product is annotated as formin homology 2 domain containing 3. Lineage: Eukaryota; Metazoa; Chordata; Mammalia; Artiodactyla; Delphinidae. The coding region runs from base 7073 to 12004 and encodes 1643 amino acids. The record is from RefSeq and is a predicted model, not a curated record. The transcript is spliced from 29 exons. Gene Ontology annotation, molecular function: actin filament binding. Gene Ontology annotation, cellular component: cytoskeleton; cytoplasm. Gene Ontology annotation, biological process: cardiac myofibril assembly; cortical actin cytoskeleton organization; actin filament network formation.